CAGAUUAGUAGUACAAGACACUACAUUGGAGAUAUCAAAUUAUACACAAGACAUGGCUAUUAUGCAAUAUCAUACACAAGUUACAUUGGAGUGUACUGGUGAAGCUCCUGAGAAUGCUACAGUUAUUAUAGAGUGUAAUGGAACUGGUGUUGUAUAUGAUGAUACUGCACUAGUGGAAUAUGCUAAACAACCAAAUAAUAUAACAGGAUCAGUACCAGUACCUCAGUAUCAACAGUGUACUCUCAGUGUUGUAUUUAGUAAUGAGGCUGGUAGUAGUGAACCAUUUAUACUAGCAUUUGAUACAACUCCUCCACUUCAUCCAUACUUUAGUUCAUCACUUCCAACAGCUUUCUGUAACACCAACUUCAGGACCAGAACAAGACUCUCCAGGAAUAAGUAUUACAUUAAUAAUAACCGUUCUCCUGUUUGUGGUUUUAGUUGGCUUAUCAUUACUUAUUGUCGUGACUCUACUAUCACUUAGGCUUUACUUGAAAAUUAAGAUUAAAAGUUAUUAUAAAAUUU
This is a messenger RNA of Amphimedon queenslandica, 522 nucleotides long. RefSeq lists its product as uncharacterized. NCBI's taxonomy places the organism in Eukaryota, Metazoa, Porifera, Demospongiae, Haplosclerida, Niphatidae. The coding region runs from base 53 to 481 and encodes 142 amino acids. The record is from RefSeq and is a predicted model, not a curated record. The transcript has 4 exons.